Messenger RNA from Podarcis lilfordi (Lilford's wall lizard), 4490 nucleotides. NCBI's taxonomy places the organism in Eukaryota, Metazoa, Chordata, Lepidosauria, Squamata, Lacertidae. The record is from the annotation of a GenBank genome assembly.
AUGUGGACUCUGCCACCGCUUUUUGGUUGGAGUAGCUACGAUGUGGAAGGCAUUGCCUCAAACUGCGCUUUGGCCUGGCACAGAGAAGACUGGAACAGCCGCAGUUACCACUUGUCUCUCUUCGUGUGGUGCUUCCUGCUUCCUUUGGCCCUUAUCCUCUGGUCCUACGGCAAGCUCAUUUACGUCCUCAAACAGGUGAGUCGUCCUCAAACAGGUGAGUCACCCACCCUGCUUCCACAUAGCAGAGGAAAUCAUUCACUAGUUCUGCUAAGAGUCUGGAAUGCAUGUUCCAAAAGGGUUCUUGCAACUGAUUUCUACAGUUGGGUAGCCUGAGGCCUAGAAGAAAACAAGAGAAUUUCUGCUUUGUACCAUACUCAGGACGCUUGCAGGCCCUUGCUACUUUCAAGUGAGGUUUGGUCACAUACUGGCAAAUUCGAGUUGUGCAAAUAAAGUUGAUUUGGAGCUUUGGCCCAACAAACCCACUCCCUCCCAAAACUGGUUGCAAUAAGGCAAGCAAUGGGAAAAUGCACUGCAAAGAGUGGGAUAACUUUUGUUUGACGUAAUACCAUCUAACCUCCUGCAAGUAAAUGGGGAUGAAGGCUCAGUAAGUAGCUGGUGCUGUCUAACACCCCAAAAACUUUGUGCUAACAAAUCGGGAUGAAGGCUCCAUAGACAGGUUGUCUUCUGAUUGUUCCAUUAGUAUAAGCAUUUCCGCUUCCCAGAUGGAACAAUCUAGCCUUCCCUUCUUUUAUGCUUGUUCUCCCUGUCCAGAGUGGAUUUGGGGGAGGAGCUGGGGGAAGUCCCAUUAUGGUAUUGGGAGACCUUGCUCUGGCUUCCAGUUGCAGGACAGCUCAAUUUAAUCCAGCCCUGAGUUUUUAAAUGGAGGGUGAGGAACAUUUUUUCAGUCUGAGGGCUGCGUUCCUUUCCAGGCAGCCUUCUUCCUUUCAAAGUACACACACACAGAGAAAACCUUGCAAAGCCUUUACAUGCAUUUAAAUGGAGAGCUAUUUCAAUGAGUGCAAAAGGUUUGUGAGCAGGGCCGGAUUUAGGUUUGAUGAGGCUCUAAGCUACUGAAGGUAAUGGGGCCCUUUAUAUGUCCAGCUGUCCUUUGCCAACAACAAAUUGUCGCUGUUUUUUGUGUUGAAUAUAUGCUAUGUGGUAAUUUAUGGACCUAAUAGGUAUCUAAAGCCAUUUGCACCUAACAAAAUAUGUAUUUUAUCAAAGUAAUUGCUGAACUGAAAUACAAUUAAGAAAUAUAUUAAUACUGAAAUACAAUUAAGAAGAAGUAUAUUAAUAGUAUAUUAUAUAGUAUAUUAAUAGGGACAUGGGUGGCGCUGUGGUCUAAACCACGGAGCCUAGGGCUUGCCGAUCAGAAGGUUGGCGGUUCGAAUACCCGUGAUGGGGUGAGCUCCUGUUGCUCGGUCCCUGCUCCUGCCAACCUAGCAGUCUGAAAGCACAUCAAAGUGCAAGUAGAUAAAUAGGUACCGCUCUGGCGGGAAGGUAAACGGUGUUUCUGUGCACUGCUUUGGUUCGCCAGAAGCAGCUUAGUCAUGCUGGCCACAUGACCCGGAAGCUUUACGUCGGCUCCCUUGGCCAAUAAAGCGAGAUGAGCGCCGCAACCCCAGAGUCGGCCACGACUGGACCUAAUGGUCAGGGGUCCCUUUACCUUUACCCAUAUCAAUAGUGAAAUAAUUAUUAAGCUCUAACUUAAAAUGAUUAUUAUUCAUAACAAACUUAAUAAUGCAAACACCUUUUUUCCUUUUGAUUUUUUUGGGGGCCCCCAAGAGAGUGGAGCCCUAAGCUAUUGCUUGUUUAGUUUAUACGUAAAUCCGGCACAAAUUGUGAGCCUGGAGCUGAGUCUUCCACUGACAUGAAUGGAGACAGAAUCCCCUUGCACAGCAGUCCCUUUAUGUAUCCGAGCUCUGGAUCAGAUUAGGAACAGAGGAAGCUGCUUUACUCUGAGUCAGGUCAUUGGUAUCAUCUAGCUCAGUAUUGUCUACACUGAUGGCAGCAACUCACUGAUUUCAAGUGGGGUCUUUCUUAGCCCUACCUGGAACUGCUGGGGAUUGAACCAGGGGCCUUCUGCAUGCAAGGCAGGAACUCUGCCACUGAGCCACAGAUUUUAGGAUCAGGCCAACACUGAAGAAAUCUAGGCAAAAUUCCAUGAUGUUUCAACUUAUGUUUAACUUGAAAAGGUAUGUGUGGGUGGGUGUGAAAUGGCAAAAGAAAAAGAAAGAAAGAGCAACAACCGAUCGUUCAGUCUUGGGGAGACAAUACAUACUUAGGCUCCAGUAACAACUGUCUGACCUUAAGGCAUUUGAAGGAGGCAUGUCCUUUGCACUAAUAUGACUUGCAGCUAUUUAUAGGCACAUUAUUUCAGGGCAUGCUGGGAAUACUUAGCGCAGGCAUUGUUUAGCAGCUGCCACCGCUUUCCAUUCUAUAUUGUUGUCUCUGGAGUCCCUCCUCUUUGACUCGUUUGCAUCCAUGGAUGGCUGCCGCUGUUUUAGUUGAAGCAUUUAAACUGCUGCAAAAAGCAGAGAAAGCAGCGUAUUCAUUUCUGUGAGCCACUGGAAGAGCCCACAAAGUCUUAAGACGCAGAAGAUGAAAAGAAGAAAUCGCCCCGUAGCCUAAAUCUUCAUCUGACCAUUUCAGCAGUUCCUUCUGCUACCAGUCCCCAGUCUUAUAGUAAUACAUUGCAUUUCAUCCUCUCUCUUCUUAGGUGGCAAAAAGUGGCAUAGCCCAGAGCAAUUCGACUCAGCGGGCUGAGACUCAGGUGACCAAGACGGUUGUCAUUAUGAUCCUGGCCUUUCUUCUCAGCUGGGUGCCUUAUGCUGCCUUUGCCCUGACCAGAGUGGUGAAUCCAGAAGUCAUCAUGGGUCCCCAAAUCCAGAGCAUCCCUAUGUAUAUGGCUAAAACAGGCACCGUAUACAAUCCAGUCAUUUACAUAUGUCUGAAUAAGCAGGUAAAUCUACCUUGCAGUGUUGCAAAUUAAACAUGUGUGCUUUGUCGUUUACCUAGGAAGAAUAAUAUGACCUUGUUGUGAUUGGCUUAAAGGCAAAAUGUUCUGGAUUAUGGCACUGAUUAUAUUCACCAAAUCAGUUAAUAGCUCACGCCCUGCGUUUCCUAGUUGUUGUUGCUGCUGGUAUCCGUCUGUCUCAAGAGACAACCAAGUGUGCCUUAAGGGAUGAAGCCAAACCGCUGCACUAGCAACACCAGUGACCUCCCCAGGGUGCAAGUCUGAGCAGUGUGUAUGGAGGUCCUGGGCUGCCCAGAUGACAAGAACUCCCUCCGGGCCUCACUGACAUGGUCCAAAGAAAAGCAGAGCAAUACGUUUGGCACCAGCUUGGCCGCAGGAGUUGCUGGAAAGAGGGCAUACAAGGUACCAUCCAACCAUCUUAGGGACUCCACUCUGGAUUUGUGUAGGGUGUACUUCUUAGCCUUUUCUUCUCCCGAAGAUAUCCCGCAAGGGAUAGCAGCACCAAAGUGACCUCCCUGGAGUGCAAACUACCCCAGAAGGAGAACAAUAUGUCCCCCACCAGAGGUACUACACCUUCCAAGCUGUAGAACAGAGAUAAUAUCUGAUGGCAUGACUUGCAAAUUUGAAAUGUGAAUACAUUUCUAGUAGGCCUCAGAUGGUCCAGCCUGUUAAAACAGAAUCAUAAUCAAGUUUAUUUACGUGCUCCUUUUAUGAAUAGUGCUAAAAAUGGCUCACAGGAACACUAAACUAAUUGAGAUUGCUUUAACGCUGCUUAUCUGACCUCCUGGCUGGAUUAGUAGCAUUCUAGCCAAAUUGCCAUCGAGAAGCAGGAUAACUUCAAGGAAGUUUAUUGUAUUUCUGUCCUUAGAAAAGUGGACCAAUGCCAAGAUGAAGCAUUCAGUUUAAAAGAUGUGCUUGUGAGAACAUUAAGAAAGAGUAGAGAAGGUGCAAGAUUGCCAUUGAACCAGAUUUAAAGCUGCCCCACUGAUAAUAUCUGCCAAAAGCCUGCUUUUCUUUUAUUAAAGUAGCCUCAACUGUAGCCAGUUGUUCAGCUGCAUACAGUCACAUGCUAUAAAAUGCAAUUUAGAUGAUAUAAAAAUAAUAACAAUGCUGGUAUUUCUUCUCUACUUCUGUGAGAGGGGGCAGUCCUGGAGAACUCUUCAUGAUCACAUUAUUAUCUAGGUUGGGCGAACUGAUAUAGUAGCUUCAUGGCUCUGAAUCAAGACUGUUUUAAAACUGCUGCGGUGGCAGUAUCUAAGGCUCUGCUUGUGUCUUCUCCCUCCCUUCCUUUCAGUAUCGAGAAAAAGUUGUGACCUCCUUAGCAUGCCUACAGAAGUGUUCGAUCAGUAAGUACAGUAGGUCAAGAUCUCUGGCUACAGCUCUGAAGAGACUACAAGGGAACCAGGUCAGCUGCAACACGAACAGGGUAGCCCCUGAGGGUGGACUGAACAUCAGCAAGAACCUCCUCUUGCCAAACAUAAACUACUGUAGUGACAAAUCCUUCUCUGAAUAG